UAUUUUGGUAUUUAAUUUAACAUAAUCUUUGGUUUCUGAAAACAAUUAUUGUUAGCAACAUUCUGUGGAAGGUAGUAUACCAGAAGAGUUUGACGAAAAAAUGCGACACACUUUUGAAAAGUUUACGCUGCACGCUAAGAAAGCUGCCGGAGAAGCAUCCAAGCAAGCUUUAGAAGUUUCCAAGCAGGCUGCUGGCGUCAGCAAACAUACCUUCGACGAUUUGACCUACGUCAGCAAGUCCACCAUUGGCGAUCUUACGAAAACUGCUAAGGAAGCGGCAACCAAGAAGGGCAUCAUUAAGAUGGAAGAUCAUAGUCAUGCACCGGGGCAGCAAAUUGCUACACAAAAACAAAUGCAAGGCUCCGGCGGCAACUUUUUUUCAUCGAUUGGCAGCGACUUCAAUGGACUUGCCUCUUCGACGUCCACCAUGUUUUCAGGCAUGUUCGGUGGCAAAAAGAAUCAGCAAAAGCAACAACAACAACCCCGCGUACAUCAGAGUGCUGGCAACAUGCAGCAAAAAUCAAAAGCGGGUGUUAAUUUCGACCCAUUUCCAAGUCGAAAAGGUCUAGUAGAACGCACACCACUCAUCAAACACUCUGGGCCGGGACAAACGCAGGAAGACAUCACGCGGCAACAAAAUCAAGAACGCUCGCACAGUAAUUCAGAAAAUCAGACCUUUUUGAAGGAUGUCAUCACACAGGUACUAGCCGGAGAGGGUGUUGGUUGGUUGAAGAUGAAUCGUUUAAAAAAACUAAUGGAAGACGAAUCCUAUCGUACGUUGGUGCUGAGUAAACUCAAUAAAACUUUGGACAAGAAAAUUAUGCCAGACGAUCACAUAGACGAUGUGUGUGUUCCAAAACCGGUUUGGAAAGGCAUGUUAAAGUGUCUACAGGCUCUAACAGCUGGAUUUGAGGUCACUUAUUCCAAUUUUGGGCUAGGUGGCAUGGCGUCGGCAUUUCAAAUGAUGGAGAUCGCACACACUCACUAUUGGAGCAAAGAGCUUAAUGAAACUACCGACAUGUCUUCGAGUUUGCUAUCCAGUCAUGCGACAAGUCCCAUGGGAAGCCGUGAGAAUCUCCGUUCUCCAUCAAGUCCUAUGGAUUCGAACUCAGGUUUGGGCAGCGAAUGGGCAUCGCCGCAGGAAUCGCGUAAAAGUUCCUCACAAACUGAUCGUGCUGGGCACAUGGUUGGCACAGCAGCGACUUCGGCUGCAAAUAGGCGUAUGUCUUCGGCCGACAGUCAGGAUGGACAGUCGACUACGGAGAUGUUUAAGGAUAUGCUGGCGCAAAAGCGGACAGCACUUUUAAGCAAGCUUACCUCAUUUGACUCGGACGGUGCCGGCUCCACAGGUGCUCUGUCAGUUGUUAGUGAUCUCCUACCUGCUGGUAGCUUGAAUGUACGUAUGCCCGCUAGUUGUCGAUCAACGGUAUCCGAUACCGAAUACGAAAAUACUACAACGUCAAAGGACUCAAAACGUAGCUCCGGCAAUAUUUGGUCUGGAAAAUCAACGCUCAGCGCUGGAUUUAGGUAUACAGGCGGACAUUUGAUUAAUACGUCUUCCUCUCCAUCACCUGAUACUCCUAGAGUGUACCUUUUUGAAGGAUUGAUUGGACGGGAUCGUUCGAAUUUGUGGAACCAAAUGCAAUUCUGGGAGGAUGCCUUCUUGGAUGCAGUGAGCCAAGAACGCGACAUGAUCGGAAUGGAUCAGGGACCCAUCGAAAUGAUGGAGCGUUAUAAAGCACUUAGCGAAGAGGAACGUAAACGGUUAGAGCACGACGAAGAUCGACUACUCUCGACAAUGCUGUACAAUCUCACUGCCAUUUUGGUAAUGUUGGGCGUUAACAAAGAGGAAAUACGUCGUAAGAUCCGUCGUCUUUUGGGCAAAAGUCACAUUGGUUUGGUUUAUUCAACCGAAGUGCACAAUGUCGUAGACCAAAUAAAUAAUCUCAAUGGCAACGAUAUCGACUUAAAGCCGCUUGGGUCGAGACUUCUGCAUCACCAGAGUUUCACCGUACAUCCCGGUUCUGAUGCCAACGGCCCACUUCUAUUCAUGGAGGUGCGCGACGAUGGUCUAGUGGUACGCUCCGUUGAUGGCACAAUCGUAGAACGUUGGUUCUAUGAGCGCCUUGUAAACAUGACGUACUCCCCUAAAACUAAAGUACUCUGCCUCUGGCGUCGCAAUGGUGGACAAAUACAACUCAAUCGCUUCUAUACUCGCAAGUGCAGGGAACUGUACAACUGCAUUAAGGAGGCCAUGGAGCGCAGCGGCACACCGAAGAAUGUGCCAGAGUUGGGUGGUGAGUUCCCAGUGCAGGAUAUGAAUACCGGCGAGGGUGGCCUAUUGCAGGUGUGCUUGGAGGGAGUUGGUUUGUUAUUUUCUAACAGCAAGGUAAGUAAAUUGGUUUUAAAUAACUACGAGUAGGUAUAUAAAAACUAU
Molecule: messenger RNA, 2437 nt
Organism: Rhagoletis pomonella (apple maggot)
Lineage: Eukaryota; Metazoa; Arthropoda; Insecta; Diptera; Tephritidae
Product: MAP kinase-activating death domain protein-like
Exons: 9
Coding region: 101-2422 (773 amino acids)
Biological process (GO): regulation of Rab protein signal transduction; regulation of apoptotic process
Cellular component (GO): cytosol
Molecular function (GO): guanyl-nucleotide exchange factor activity
Source: RefSeq, a predicted model, not a curated record